AUGGGGAUUAAAUUUUUGGAGGUGAUAAAACCGUUCUGCAGCGUUUUGCCGGAAAUAGCGAAGCCCCAGAGAAAAAUUCAAUUCAGAGAGAAAGUACUAUGGACUGCAAUCACUCUCUUUAUCUUCCUCGUGUGCUGUCAGAUUCCACUUUUCGGAAUCAUGUCUUCAGACAGUGCAGAUCCUUUCUACUGGAUAAGAGUAAUUCUUGCGUCAAACAGAGGUACAUUGAUGGAGUUGGGUAUUUCUCCAAUUGUAACUUCUGGCUUGAUAAUGCAGUUGCUUGCCGGAGCUAAAAUAAUUGAAGUAGGCGACACUCCAAAAGACCGAGCGCUCUUUAAUGGAGCACAAAAAUUAUUCGGUAUGGUAAUUACUGUUGGACAAGCAAUUGUUUAUGUAAUGACUGGUAUGUACGGUGACCCAGCUGAAAUUGGAGCUGGAGUGUGUCUGUUGAUCAUCAUCCAGCUCUUCGUCGCUGGUUUGAUCGUACUGUUGUUGGAUGAGCUUCUUCAGAAAGGUUACGGUUUGGGAAGUGGUAUCUCACUUUUCAUCGCCACAAACAUCUGUGAAACAAUCGUCUGGAAGGCCUUUUCUCCGGCUACGGUCAACACUGGUCGUGGUACUGAGUUCGAGGGUGCGAUUAUUGCAUUGUUCCACCUGGUAGCAACUAAACCAGACAAAGUACGGGCCUUGAGAGAAGCUUUCUACCGUCAAAAUCUUCCUAAUCUCAUGAACUUACUCGCCACCAUCUUGGUCUUCGCUAUAGUCAUUUACUUCCAGGUAAAUAAAUUUUGUAAAUAUUUACAAGUGGGGUCAAACAUUUUAAUUUUUAUUUUUUUGAAUGAAAUUUCUAUUUGAUUUUAUUGAUAUAUUUUGUUUUUUAAAAAUACAUAAAAAAAUGAACAAUUAAAAAAUAAAAUUGAUUAUCACAAUUUUAACAAACUUUCAAAAAAUUUUAUAAAUUUUUUAGAAAAUUGUGAAAUUCAACUUUUUUUCUUAAAUUGUUUUUUUUUUUUUUUUUUUUUUUUUUUUUUAUGUACUUUUCAAAAAAAAAUCUAUGAAAAACAUGAAAAAAAGAUAGAAUAGAAAUUUUAUCCAAAAACAUGAGAGCCAAAAUUUUUUCUUUUUUGGCUCUCUUAUUUCAUACCUUUAUUUUUUAUUAUCAUAAAUGCGCCGUAAAAACAAGCAAAAUUAAAUAAAAAAUCAAAAGUUAUUUAAUAAAUUAUUUUAUUAACAAUAAUUUUAUUUUAGGGCUUCCGAGUUGAUCUACCAAUCAAGUCGACCAGGUAUCGUGGUCAAUACAGCAGUUACCCGAUAAAACUUUUCUACACCAGUAACAUCCCAAUUAUCCUGCAAUCAGCGUUGGUCUCCAAUCUUUACGUUAUCUCACAAAUGUUAGCCGUUAAAUUCCACGGAAAUAUUAUUGUAAACUUACUGGGAGUUUGGUCUGAUGUUGGUGGAGGUGGUCCGGCUAGAUCGUAUCCUGUGGGUGGUCUUUGUUAUUACUUGUCGCCACCUGAAUCCGUGGGACACAUUGUUCAAGACCCUGUUCACGCAUUCUUAUACAUUCUCUUCAUGUUGGGCUCUUGUGCUUUCUUCUCCAAGACCUGGAUUGAAGUGUCUGGAAGCUCCGCUAAAGACGUCGCUAAACAGCUAAAAGAACAACAGAUGGUAAUGAGAGGACACCGUGACAACUCAAUGAUUCACGAAUUGAAUCGUUACAUUCCAACAGCCGCAGCAUUCGGUGGUCUCUGUAUUGGAGCGCUUUCUGUUCUCGCCGAUUUCUUAGGAGCUAUUGGAUCGGGUACUGGUAUUCUUCUUGCAGUAACAAUCAUCUACCAGUACUUCGAAAUCUUUGUGAAAGAGCAGAGUGAAAUGGGUGGAAUGAGCACGUUAUUGUUCUAA
Molecule: messenger RNA, 1902 nt
Organism: Cotesia congregata
Lineage: Eukaryota; Metazoa; Arthropoda; Insecta; Hymenoptera; Braconidae
Source: the annotation of a GenBank genome assembly